AGGCGAGGGGCGGGACAGACAUCGGGGCGGGACUCCCGCCGGCCGCACGGCCUGCCCAGUCCCGGAAGGAACAGAGCCAAGGAACCGGGCAUCAGCCCUACCUGCAGCGAGCCGACGUCGCUGCCCCUGCCGCUGCCACAACCGCUGCUGGGCUCCCAAUCUCGCACCCCUAGGGUGGCCAACGCUGCCCGCUCCCACCAAACACCUGGCGGCCACAGCUCCAAAGCCCGCGCCGCUGACGUCAGGCUGACGUCAGACGUGACGCUGCGGCGGGGCGGGAGCAGGGACGGCGAAGGAGGGCGUUUCCGGAGCACGCGCCGGGCGGGGGCCGCUGACGUCGGGCUCAGGUGCGCGCGCCCGCCCGCACGCGGCCCAGGUGGUGGCCCGCAGCUCCAGGUGGCGGCCUGCAGCGGGCUGCGCCGAGAGGGCGAGAAUCCGCACUUGCCGGGGGAGCUGCGCCCGCCUCGGCCCCUUGGGGCCCCACCGCGCCCGAGGGGAUGGAGAACCUCCCCCGAGACCCCAGCACGGCCCGCGAUCCCACUCUGGCCGGCCCUCGCUAGCUGCUCGAAAUCUGCGUUUUAUCCACCACCUAGGCCUUGUCUCCUGAGUCAGUGGCGUUGUGGUUCGAAAGAAAUGGAAGAAAAGGAGCGAUGUGACCGAUUCCGUUCGGUCCUCCUGCCUUGAGGCCUGGUUGGCAUUUGCAGAAAGGAAAAUACAGCAAGAAAAUUGUAGGGUUUUUGGAGGGGGUGGAAGAGGAAGGUAGAAGAGGGGAAACAAGGACUUAGGUUUUAUAUGAAUUUCUAAAACUUCUGCACUUUGACAGCGGUGGCGAAAUACACUAAACCUUACCUUUCUAUUGAGAAGAGAGAGAGGGAAAUUAUUUUUCCUUUUGAUUCCAACCUUUUCUCUCCGUGACAAGGCAUAAAUCAUGGACACCAGAAACUAAGGUGGACCUCAGGAAUUCUGAAAAGACUGAGAAGCUUAUAUUCCUCCUCAGGAGGGAAGGGUAGGGUGUUUUUAGCCCUCUCUGGAACUUAAAACAAAAAACAUGAGUUGCGUGCCAUGGAAAGGAGACAAGGCCAAAUCUGAAUCAUUGGAGCUGCCCCAGGCAGCACCCCCACAAAUCUACCAUGAGAAACAGCGCAGGGAGCUUUGUGCUCUGCAUGCCCUCAAUAACGUCUUCCAGGACAGCAAUGCCUUCACCCGGGAAACGCUGCAAGAGAUUUUCCAGAGGUUGUCUCCAAACACCAUGGUGACCCCCCACAAGAAGAGCAUGCUGGGAAAUGGGAACUACGAUGUGAACGUCAUUAUGGCAGCACUUCAAACCAAAGGCUAUGAAGCUGUUUGGUGGGACAAGCGCAGGGAUGUCGGUGCCAUUGCUCUCACUAACGUCAUGGGCUUCAUCAUGAACCUGCCCUCCAGCCUGUGCUGGGGUCCUCUGAAGUUGCCUCUCAAAAGGCAGCACUGGAUCUGUGUUCGAGAGGUAGGAGGUGCCUACUACAACCUUGACUCCAAACUGAAGAUGCCUGAAUGGAUUGGAGGCGAAAGCGAGCUCAGGAAAUUUCUAAAACAUCAUUUGCGAGGAAAGAACUGUGAACUCCUGCUGGUGGUACCGGAAGAGGUGGAGGCCCAUCAGAGUUGGAGGGCUGAUGUGUAACACAGUUCUGCCCAAGCUUCCCUCACCUCAGCCCCCUGAAUCCUCUGUGAUGUGCUGUGGCCUCUCCAGUGGGUCUGCUCUUGCCACUUCCCCAAACAUCUCAUUGGGUUUCCCCCUCAGAUUUGACAGUGCAAUAGGACAGACGUGUGGACUGUUACAAGAACCAACCAGCGUUACUUGUUCCUGGGAAAGAAACGUAGGAGCUCUGUGUGCUUAGGGCAAGCUAUGAUGGAAGACCUUUGUUUUAUUUAAGAGAGGAGAAAGAAAGGUGGGUCCUGGCUUAUUUCCCCCAUUUCUAUGAGGACUUGACAGAAGCUCUGCUGGAGUUCACUGCUGCUCUGACUCACCUGGAGAUGCUGCCUCCACUUCCCCUUUCCUGGCAACCAGUGGGUCUGAAGACACAGUACAUGCAAAGCCCAUGUGACUGGCUUGAAGGACCCAGAGCAAAAAGGCCUCUCUCAGGAAACCAUCUCCAGAACUGAGGCAGCAGUACUGCAUACUGUCUCUAACCCUUUUUCUUUUUUUCUUUUUAGGGCCGCACUUGUGGCAUAUGGAGGUUCCCAGGCUAGGGGUCCAAUCAGAGCUACAGCUGCCAGCCUGUGCCAGAGCCACAGCAACGCAGGAUCUAAGCUGUGUCUGUGACCCACACCACAGCUCACAGCAGUGCCGGAUCCUUAACCCACUGAGUGAGGCCAGGGAUGAAACCCGAAACCUCAUCCUAGUUGGAUUUGUUUCCGCUGAGAUACGAAGGGAACUCCGUUCUCUAACCCUUAAUGCCACACUUACCCAUCUUUAAGAGUGGUUUAUGGCCAUCCUUGAAGUUUUAUAAUGGAAGGUUCUCCAAUAUCCCACGCCAGGUGGUUGAAUCCUGCAAUAUUCUAGCAUGACAGGGUGAGCUAGAUACCUAAGAGGAUGUGACCAAAGCCAGGUGGGAGCAGGCACGGGCCUGUCUGCUUCACUCCAGCGUCAUCCCUGCCACUUCACUGCAUUAGCUUAGGGGCACGAGAUAAACGAAAGGGCAGUUUUCCCAGCUGACCCACUCUGGCAAAAUCAGGGAAAAUAAAAGACCGUCUUCGACAUCAAAUUCCACUAGUUCAAGACAGUUGGGCAAGGAAAGUAUUGUGAAGAUAAGCCUUCAGAGAUUUGGGGCGACUAGAACUGGUAUUAGCCCUAGGCUUGGCGUCACUAUAGUGACCGGAAGCAGAGCCCCCGAGUUGGGUGGAUAUGUGCAUCAUGCUUAGGACCUGGGUUUGUCAUCUCUGUAGUUUCCUUUACAGAUCAACUGAGAAUGGACCCGCCCCCUACCUCUUUAAAUAGUUGUAGGCCACUUUUCUCCCUGCAACUUUGGAAAACAAAAGACAAGGAGGGGGAAGUAGGUGUCAUGCCACACUGCCUGUCACCAGUGGUUGUGGUUAAGGCGGGUGGGCAGGCACGGAUGACCUGCCAGCCCUUACACAUCAAUGGCCUUGGUAGGUCUGAGAGCUGCCCCACUGGCCAGACUUCUCUCUGGCAGCAGAGCCAGCCUGGGGCUUGCAUGUCAAGCCUGAGCAAGCUUAACGGGAUGAAGCUGAGGCUUUCUCCCCACUGUGACUGGAGUGCAUGUUUACACCAGCACUUUUUCUGCACAUGUAUCUUCAAUCCAACAAGGCCAUUUUUUAUGCUGAGUAACAGGCCACCGAGCGGCUACUGCAUUACACCCCCUCAGCAAGUGGCUGCAGUCUCUUCUGCACCAUUUUCCACACCAGACCUGCUUGGCACCACAGGGAGCUUUUUACCCCUGCACAAUGACAUUCCAACCACCACCAGCCAGAAGUUACAGCCAACCUUGCUGAUUGUCACAAGCAGGACCUUGGGUCCACUGGCACUGUCAGUGAUGUAAGCCAUUUCCUGGGGGGGGAGGAGGAACAUCCUCUCCACCCGUCUGCUUGGGCCAGUGCGAAUGGCACUUCAGAGGACUCCCUCUGCACUUGGGGUCCAUGAGCCAAUGGGAUAUGCAAAGACGCGUAAACAUUUCAGGGCUGGUUUCUCUGUUCAUAUCCAAUUCUGGUGCUUAGGAACAGGGACCUAUGCUGAUGCCCGAGGGCAAAAAGCCCCACUUCCUUUAAGGAAGGGGGCAGGCCUGACCCUAAAGCCCAGUAAGGGGCACCCCUAGGCUUUUUGUUUUUCUUGCUUUUAUUCCCGUUUUUUGUUGGCCUUGUGCUGGGUUUGUUUACAAAAGAUGUAUUUUGUUUAACCAAAUAUUAAAAAUGGAACUCUGUACAUAAACCUCAUCUCAUUGAAUUCUGUAAAAGUGAACUUUAGCAUGAUGCUGCUUUAGAAGGAACUCACUACUGUCAUAAGUCAUCUUGUAGGGACAUAGUGUGCUUUGGCCAAAUCUCACUUCAAAGACCUAUCAAAAUAUUCACCAAGUAGGACUUGAUUCCAAAACAGCCUGAGCUGUUUUUCAAUUUAAUUUAUAAAAACUAGGCUCCACAAUAUGAAGAACCAUAAUCUUCCUCUAACUACACAUUUAUUUACUGACAAGUGACUACGGCUGGAACAGGUGGAAGAUUGUGUAUCUCAACAGAGGGCCUGCGUGGCCACAGCACCAAGUACACAGCAGGAUGCUGAGUCACAUUUGAAUUCAGAUCAGGCAUUUUCUGUGCCUCCUGGUAAAGAUCUCUUAGCCUUUCUGUGACUGUUUUCCUCUUCUGUAAACUGAGACUACCAGCUCCUAAAUUGCAUAGUGUAGUUUCAGCAACCCACAUUACAAGUCAUAGUACUCUUAGUAGCACAGUGCCAACAAAAAUGUUAAAUGGGAAAAAAAACCAACAGAGCUCAAAGACAGAGCUACAGUUGGACUCACUAGCAUAGCUCACCAGCAACUACAGUUGGUCCUCAAAUGGCACAGGUCUGAGCUCUGUGGGUCCCCUUAGACAUGGGUUUUUUAAAAACAAACAACACAAACUGGUUGGUUGCGCCAAAGACACAAAGAGCCAACAACAAAGUUAUGCACAAACUCUUAACUAUGCAGAGGGUUAGUCCCCCAACCCCUGUGCUGUUCAAGGGUCAACUCUUAGAAAGAACAAACCCCAAAUGUUUUAUCUGCAACCUUUCCAUCCCCAGACCAGAAAUCAAUACACACGUCAUUCCUUACAAUUCUGCAAGUACAUGGACCCGAUCCUUCGUGGGUCAUCUGAAAGGGACUUGAGAGGUUCUUGUGAAUUUAACUAACUUGGGCCUAAGGGGUCAAUCGCUGUUAAAUAGUGGUGCCGGCUUAGGUGAGAGGAAAUGUGAGGGGCAGUUUUCUUUGCCCUUUGAAAAGGGUCUGAGUACUUUCAAGGUAUGUAUCACAAGCACUUGGAAGACACUUUUGGUUGGGAUCAUUUUAAUAUUUAAAUACAAAAAGUGAGCACUGAGUUUUCUCCCCCCCUCUCUUUUAGACACACACACAGAUCUAACAGCCAAAAUAUGCAGAGGAAAUGAGCUCUUGCUUUGUCCUCCACAGUCCCCAUCUUGUGGUUGAAGCUGCUGCCAGCCCUCCCUCCAACAUACGUAGAAAUUCACAGUGGCUGCGUUACAGGACAGCUGUAAUGCAUUUUGUAUUUUAUAUUGUGUGCAUUCCACUCUUAAAAAACCAAAUAGCUGUUACUGGUCAGGGUACACCCUUCCCAGUGUCAUUAGUUCCUACCCCACAAUGGGAUAGUGAGGAAUCUUUUGGUCAAGAGUAAUUUAGGGAAAGGGGUGGGAUGGCCAGAGGUGGUGUAACCAUCUGCAGUGCUGCACUCUGCUUGCUAUCAGAGUGAGGACAGAAAAAAAUAAGUCAGGAUAGCAUGGAGUGCAUGGCUGCGAGUUUGGAGUCUCUCCACAAGACAAUGGGAAGUCUCCCCACCAGGUUUAGAUGGAUCAAUGUGCCAAAGUU
Molecule: messenger RNA, 5558 nt
Organism: Sus scrofa (pig)
Lineage: Eukaryota; Metazoa; Chordata; Mammalia; Artiodactyla; Suidae
Source: RefSeq, a predicted model, not a curated record